AUGGGUCCUUUACAUUAUUUUCUGGAAAUUCAGGUCACUAAAACCAGUGAUGAAGGACUGCUCAUGACACAGAGCAAAUAUGUCCAAGACCUGCUGCUCAAAGCAGGGAUGUCAGGGUGCAAACCAUGCCAUACACCCUUGCCCUCCACCUUGAAAAUUCAGGCUAUAGGGGGAGAUGCGUUUGCAAACCCCCAUAUGUAUUGCUCAGUGGUAGGGAGUCUGCAAUACCUCACCAUUACCAGACCUGAACUAGCAUACAGUGUGAACAAAGUAGCACAAUUUAUGCAGCAUCCACUAGAGACACAUUGGAAGCUGGUCAAAUGA
This is a messenger RNA of Arachis duranensis, 324 nucleotides long. RefSeq lists its product as uncharacterized. The coding region runs from base 1 to 324 and encodes 107 amino acids. NCBI's taxonomy places the organism in Eukaryota, Viridiplantae, Streptophyta, Magnoliopsida, Fabales, Fabaceae. The record is from RefSeq and is a predicted model, not a curated record. The transcript has a single exon.